Molecule: messenger RNA, 4809 nt
Organism: Ostrea edulis (European flat oyster)
Lineage: Eukaryota; Metazoa; Mollusca; Bivalvia; Ostreida; Ostreidae
Product: C-terminal-binding protein-like
Exons: 12
Coding region: 1969-3354 (461 amino acids)
Molecular function (GO): transcription corepressor activity; oxidoreductase activity, acting on the CH-OH group of donors, NAD or NADP as acceptor; NAD binding
Source: RefSeq, a predicted model, not a curated record
UUAGAAAAAAAUCUGCGGGUUUGCUUGCGUUUUGAAGCGAGUAAUAGAGCACCGCUUUGGGAUAAUUUUCGUUGAUAUAUACACUUGGCGGUAAGAAUCGUACACCAUUAGUGAGUUGCAAUAUUUAUUCUCAGUUGUCAAACGGAUGAUAUAUCAGUGAACUGUUCUUGUUCAUUAAAUAUAAACCGGAACGUUCAUUUUGAGUCUUUGUCUUGCAAAUGUUUGUAAAAAGGUAAGACCAUUGAUAAAAAAUGUAAUUUGAAAAAAUCACUCAUUUGGUGUAUAUGAAUGGUUAAGAAUUCAAUAUGUUUGUAUAUUGAUCAAGGUCCAUUGUUUUGUGUGUUUCACUUUAACAUUUUGGGAAAACAAUUGGGUCAUAUUUGUGUUCACGAUGCCGCAUGGAAGCAUUUGGCGUGUCGAUUUGUAAAGGAAAUAUGCACAUUCUUAUCUGCUUUAAACGCGGAGAAAUCCUAUUGAUCUCUGAUUGUUACUAGUUACAGACUGGUAGAGUUGAAUUUUUGUCCAAGAGUUAAGUUCCUGAUAGUUGUAAUAGAUCGUUUUCUGGCCAUAACAAAUACUCAUUAUUGAAAUACAUAGAAAAAUGACUCUAGAAAUUGGAACAGUGCAGUUUAUGCAAAUGACCCCCAGCAAAGCACAGGGUGUCCAUUACACACCGGCGCUUGAGAAUAGAUUUGAAGUACUUCCCGUAUUGUUUUGUGUCGUGCACAUGUAAAAACAGUGCCCUAUUAUUUAAAAAUUAGGAUUGCUUAAACUUGUCAACAUUUAAUCAGUAAGUUUAAAUCAAUAUUUUCUAUUCACCGGGUUACACAUGUGAAAGGCAAGGAAGUUUUAUCUGAUUAAGUAGGGCAUUUAACAAAGAGCUCUUAAAAAGAAAGAUCCAUCAAAAAAUGUAAACUGCUAUGUGAUCUGGAAUUAAUUUGGUUUUCAAAAUAUAACAUUUAUAUAUAUAUAAUGUUGUUUUACUUGGUGUAAUCAAUGAAGAAAAUGUGUUUAGUCAUCACCAAAUUUUGUUUUUGUUCAUUUGUGUCAAUACCAAUUAACACAUUUGGAAAUUUGAAUUACAUGUGCUUCUAGAUUCAUAUAGAUGUGAAAGAUGAAGUUAAAUAUCACCAGGUUAACAAACUCAUUAACUUGAUUUUGUAAUGAACAGUUAUAUUCACUAUGUUGUGUUUAAAUAGUUUAACUUAGAACAGGGGAGAGCAUCCCAAAAACUUUAACAUUUUGUUUAACUCCAGCAAAAAAUAAAAUUGUGCAAGUUUGAUUGAAGAUUGAAGGCCUGACAAAUUUGUGCAUCAUUUUCUGUUUGGAAGUACAUGUACCACCUGUAUAACAAAUGAAUAUUUGCAAUUCACUGAUCAUGGAGUUACUUAUCAACACUGUAGUACUGGCCUAAUGAAGAUUUUGUAAAUUAGGAGGCUAUGUGAAAGAAGGAGGCUACAAACUGUUGUUAAAUGCUCAGUGUGAAUACUUUUUUAUGCCCUCAUAUUCGGGAGAUUCAGGGACAUGUAGUUUUUGGUCUGCCUGUUUUGUACGCAAAAACUUUGCAUGGACAUAAAUUUUGAAUGUAUAUAAUGUAUAUGAAUCAUAGAUAUAUUGUAUAUUCCUAUUGACGACUUUUCUUUGAGUACCAAAGUUCUUGACCUGGUGACCGCCGUGACCUUUGGGUCAUGGGAGAAUCAGGGUUUUACUGUUACAAACACAUUCUGAAAACAAGUGAUUUCACCGGAACUUGGUUAGUGAUUGUGUUCAAACCUAAAAUGCACACAUUGAUUAUAUGGGAGCGAUGACUUCCAUUCAAUGACCAAGCUGUGUUGAUUGUGGACAAAAUAAGAUUCAAAUCUGUCUAUAGAUUUCUUAUUGUAGCAAAUUGUUUGGUUCCACAGGCCAGUAUUGGUGACACGACGUAGCUUCGUGGAGCCUGACCUCCACAGCUCUUCUUUCCAUCACAUGGACAAAAAGAAACUGCUACAACCAGCCAAGCGACCACGGUUAGAAGCUCCAACAAUGUCCAUUCGUGGACCUAUUCCUAAUGGGCCAAUGCACCCCCGUCCCCUGAUAGCUCUUCUGGAUGGCAGAGACUGCUCAAUAGAAAUGCCCAUUCUCAAGGAUGUGGCUACUGUUGCAUUUUGUGAUGCUCAGUCAACACAAGAAAUUCAUGAAAAAGUAUUAAAUGAGGCAGUGGGUGCCUUAAUGUGGCACACUAUCACACUAGCCAAAGAGGACUUGGAAAAGUUUAAAAGUUUACGGGUUAUAGUCAGAAUAGGCAGUGGUUACGACAAUGUGGAUGUCAAGUCCGCUGGAGAACUAGGAAUUGCUGUGUGUAAUGUCCCUGGGUAUGGUGUAGAAGAAGUAGCAGAUUCCACCAUAUGUCUGAUACUGAAUCUGUACAGAAGGACCUACUGGCUUGCCAACAGUGUAAGAGAAGGAAAGAAAAUCAAUGGACCAGAACAAUUACGAGAAGCUGCUCAGGGCUCAGCCAGAAUCCGAGGGGACACACUGGGAAUUGUGGGUCUAGGUCGAGUGGGUUCUGCAGUUGCCCUGCGUGCCAAGGCUUUUGGAUUCAAUGUUAUAUUUUACGACCCCUAUCUACAAGAUGGAGUGGAGAAAUCGUUAGGCAUUACUCGUGUAUACACAUUACAAGAUCUAUUGUUUCAAAGUGACUGUGUUAGUCUUCACUGUAACCUGAAUGAACACAAUCAUCACCUCAUUAAUGACUACACCAUCAAACAAAUGCGACCAGACAUUCAGGGCCCCUGGGUCAGCGGCUCUGGGCCCAGGACAGGACUACCAGGUGCAUUUUUGAUUAACACUGCAAGAGGAGGGCUGGUGGAUGAACAUGCACUAGCAUCAGCAUUAAAAGACGGCAGAAUACGAGCAGCAGCAUUAGACGUCCACGAAAACGAACCAUUCAGUUUCUCCACUAGUCCAUUAAAGGACUGUCCAAAUUUGAUCUGCACCCCUCAUUCAUCAUUCUACAGCGAACAAAGUGUGACAGAGCUCCGAGAAAUGGCAGCUGGGGAGAUUCGACGAGCAAUUGUUGGGAGAAUUCCAGACAGUCUACGCAAUUGUGUCAAUAAGGAGUAUUUUUCUGCUGGCACAGUGCGUCCACCAUUUGGAUUUCCAGGAUACCCUGAAGGUAUGAAUGGAGCAGGAUAUCCCUUCCCUAACCCCGCUGCCGCCGCUGCUGCUGCUGCCGCCAGUCUUGCUGGUGUCCACUCUACCACCAUAGAACACCCAUCGGUGUCCCACAGUACCCCCCACUCCACACCCCACAGUACGCUUUCCGAGACAGCCAUUCACAUGGGCAAGGGAGAAUCUUCAGAGGUUCACUAACGUAGUCCAAGGGUUGAACAUUGAUCAGGAGCCACAUACAUAAAGAUCUACCUUAAUGUGUUAUUUCCCUUUGUCUUAAAGGUUGUCAGAAAUCUGUAUAGAUUGAUGAAAUUAAGAAAUAUAUUGAUCUGGUACACAAAGAUGUUUUCCUCUCCAUAUCUGGAGCACUUACCACAGAGAAGCAGCGACCAUAUGGUGUGUCUAGUUUGGAGGCAUUUCUGAAGAUAGAAAACAUUCUUGAGAAAUAAAAUGUAUCUUUAGCUUGAUGGAAUUUUACUGCAAAAUGUUUUGGGAAAUGAUAGGGGAAAAGGUGUGACUUGCUGAAGCUUGCAUUCCAGAGCCGAGAUACUGGGAGAACUGGCAGAUGAGACGUGAAUCUCGUUGUCUCGUGAACAAGGCCAUCACAUAACAUUACUCCAUCGUCAUAUUCUGAUAAACAGUGGAAGAACCAUGUAUAACACAGAAAUAUUUUUGUAGUAUAUCAAUCAAAGAUGUCAUAGAUCAUAGAAUAAGUGGAACAAAGGGUAAAUGUGUGUGUGACUGAGGUCAGGUCAUGUGUGGGCGGGUUUUAUUUCUUGUAUAUUUUUUUUCCCAGUUUUUGUGUGUGUUUAUUUCUUUGUAAAAAUAAUAAAGCUUUAAUCAGACGGUCUUUAAAGCCAAGGAAAAUUUAAGCUUUUAGAUUCUCAAAAAAAAAAUUUCUUCUUAAAAUAUAAUACAGUCUUGUGUUUCUGGUCUUACCUAAACACAAGAGAGAAUCUAAAGUUAAGUUUUAUAUGGCCUUAUUUGAUUCAUCACCUCAGGAAGUGUUAUUAUGCAACAAAAUUAGGGCACCUGUGGUAUGUUCUUGCAUCUGCCAGUAGUAUAUAUGUAAUAAAUAUUAAAUUAAUUAUGAUUUCUCCAAUACAUGCCAACAUUUUUGUGUGAAAGUGAAAAAAAAAGAAAUGGUCACAGAUUACAUGAUGUACUAUGAAGUAAGAUUGAACAGUAUUAUGCUUGUACAUGUACAUUGCAAGUUUUGUUGAUUCAAAGAUGAUAAAUGAUGUUGACAUUUUCCCCUCAAAACUGCUUCAAGAUUUGCGGACUCUGUAUAAAACUAAAACCAAAGUAUUAUAAAUCUGUUUAUCAGUACAUUUUUUGUUAUAUAUUUCAGUUGAUUUGUUAUAAGUUUUAAAAGUGCAUUUUUUUUCUGUUUAAUAUAUUUUCAACAAACUGGCUAGAAUCUCGAUUAUUUUGAAGAAGUGCUAACGGAUUUAGCUGGGGACCAAAAUCGGAUUUUAUGUGUAUAUAUAUAGCUGUGUUUGUGUGUGUUUAGUUGUCUAGCCAAACCAUUGUAUAGAAGUCAUCAUCUGCGUCAUCCACUCAGCAUUCUGGCUUGCUUUGUAGGAAAUUUCAUUGUAGAUAUACCUGUCAUAAGGAUCUUCCACUGUGUUUUAUCAAUAAAACAUUUUUGCAGUA